This is a messenger RNA of Lingula anatina, 1062 nucleotides long. RefSeq lists its product as uncharacterized. The record is from RefSeq and is a predicted model, not a curated record. NCBI's taxonomy places the organism in Eukaryota, Metazoa, Brachiopoda, Lingulata, Lingulida, Lingulidae.
UUCAUAUGCAGGUAUAUAACUGCUAUGGAUUUUACGCAAGACUAGACUGGUUGAAGUGUCACCCGUUGACGAUUGUGGAAUAACCAUGUCUGACAUUCCGUGCGCCGUCUUCCUCGUUUUCUGUGUAGUUUCUUGUCAAAGUUUCCCUAAAGGUGAAGUGAAACAUUGUAAUCCUCGUGGAAUGCAGAAUCUAGAACCGGAAAAGCUGACAGGCAUCUGGUACGGUUACCUAUGGCGACGCCAUCCCAUGGUGCUGGAUGACCGUGUUUUAACGGAAUACGCUCCCUACGUAACAGCGGCCGAAAAUGGAACUUUGUCAAUCCUUAUCGAAGCGUUGCCGAAAGACGGACAAGCGUGCAUAGUUAUCGAUGAGCUUUCUAGCCUUCAACCCACAGGGCAGUCUGGGGUAUACGCCUUUGGCCCACCAGAGAGCAACAACCAUUUCAAAAUCAUCGACACGGACUACAUCAACUAUUCGGUGGUACUCGUGUGUUAUGGUGAGAAAAGGCAAGGGUGGUGUCAAAAAGACGCCAUUCAGAUUUGGAGCCGUCGUGUUGGCCUGGAUCCGAUUUACGUUUACUCCGGAAUGAAGACCAUUGCCCAGCGACUGUGUAAAACGUUUGAAGGGUUCCGUUUCAGUGUACACAAGUUAGCCUGUAACCUCCGAGGGCAGGUAACCAAGAAAUAAUCUGAAGUGAGCCUCGCCGGCUAUUAUCCACCCUUACUGUACGCAAUAGCGAAGCAGCUCCGAGCAUGACACAAAGUUUCUGACUAGUCAGUUGAAAUGCUAACGUUAUUUCUUAUAUGACUAUGAAUGCCAUUAUAUAAAUUAAAUUGGUGUAUCAAGAAAGCAGAGAAAGAUGAGUGUACACCUUGUACUACAAAAACGAUCAAUAUAUUUAAAAAAAACCGACUAGGUUUCCUCGGUUUCUUUACAAUUUCUUUGAUUUAAUACUUUGACCUAUAUGCUACACAACUGUUUCAUGAACCUAGGUGUACUAAACCACUAAGCGACUAGUGCUUUUUAUUCGGAAGUCCUUUUCAGCUUUACAUUGAAAUAAA